GGAAAAAGGCUAAAGAUUUUCAUGAUUUUUGGCUCUCUGAUUCUUGUCGGAAGAAUUAGACUAUCUGAGGGUUUGUAGCAUUAAAAAAAAAAAAAGGAUUUGAUUCUUACUAGAACCCUUAUAUAUAUUAACCUAUUGAAUAAUUAGCUGGUAUCAAGAUUCUCUAUAUAUUCUUUGUUUUGUGGAUUAGAGAAACGGUAUUGUGCGAAGAUCUGAGAAAAUGGAUGCAUUCUUUGAUGGUCUUGACUGUCGAUUGAGGGUGUCAGGCAUGGUCGCUGAUUCGAUCAUGAUGGGUAUCGUGAACUCAGCAAUGGAGAAUGCUUACAAGAAGAGCUUGUCAAAAGAAGGGAAUUUGGAGCGGUUGAAUGAGAAGUCAAGGUUCUGUGAGCUGGCGAUAAUGCAGCUGGAGUGGUGCCUGAAAUACCUGCAGGACGAGAUCCAUGGCAACAUCAUUGAAGGCACCUGUGAACGUGAGCAGUUGCUCUCUGAUCUAUUGAAGACUAGAGAUCGGAUCCACCAUAGGCUUGAGGAGACUGAGUUCGCGAUUGAAGAGAAAGAUAAAGAGUUAACAAGGAGGAAGGAAAAUGAAUCAAAGCUUAGAUUGGCUUUGGAAAUGAAGGGAGAAGAAGUUAGCUCUUUGCACACAGCACUUGGGCUCGAAAGAGUAAAAAGUAAGAAAGCGAGUGGAUUCGUCCAAUUUGAUGCAAUAUGUAUGGAAAAAAAUGAAAACCAUGUGUUCGGUGAACUGAAAGGCUCUUUGCAUCGACAGUUGCAGAAAAUCAGAGGCAAACUGGAGGAUGGACGGGAAAUUUUGACCAAUCUGAUGCAAAAGAAUAGGAGAAACUCCUCAGAUGUUGACAAGUUGACAUUCAACUUUGGUGUGAAUGGUGGUGGCAUGAAAUCACUGCAUGAGCUUUAUGAUAUCGCACAGUUGAAGUUGGACUUUAAAGAGAUUGUUGUUGAUGUUGGUAUUCUCACAGAAAAGAUUGAAUCGUCUUUUGAAAUAAUGGGAAGAUCUGUCUCCUUGUUAAAGGCAGCACUGGAUGAGCAGCAAUGGGUUUCAGAUGUGGAAAAAGAUACAUCUAAUGUUUUUAUUAAAAGUUACCUUCAGGAAACUCAGCAUGUAGGCAAGUUGGAGUUUGGGGUUUCCACAGAAAGUUCUCCUGCAGCCUUGUUGGACAUGAGCUGGUCAGCUUUCAUGGAUGACAUUACAAGUUUGCAUCAUGAGCUUGAGGGAUUGUUUCCUCAAAUAGAUGCACAGUCGAAAACUGAUGGCAGCAUGGAUUUGAGGUCCCAUUACAAUCCUUCGUCAAGUGCUAAUGCUGGAGGAAAAGAUAGCUGUAGUUUUGGAGGUUCGAGAGAUGAUGCUGUUUCUGGUGCAGUAGAAAUACAUGAGGAGUUCAAUGAUACUUCUUCAAAAGUUGCAAAAUCAAGCAAAACAGAAGGUCUAUCUAACGAAAAUCUAUCUGGGCAUUUUGUUGCUGAUUUGGUACAUAACCAUGAGACAACCAUACAGCAGAAAAAUCAAGUAAUUAACUGGCUGAAGGGAGAACCAUCCAGAGAAAAAGGGUGCUCCUUAAGAAAUGAUAAAACCUUUGAUUCUGUUAAACAAAUGUUUAUUAGGGCUAUUUCAAGGUUGGAUGAUAUUAGAAGGAAGAAUUCCAAGUUGGUUGCGGCUUGUGAUAAGCACAGACUUAUAGCCUAUGAAAGACCCACCAGCAUUCUCCAAAACAAUUCAUCAAGAUAUGAAUCGGUGGAUAAAGAAAUUAUGGUCACUCAGAUAGUGAGAGAACUCCUUGAUCAACCAAGAAAUGGGCUAUGCUGUCAUUUAGGAGAUACCGAGCUGUUUGAUGAGAUAAGACAACUAGAAGAAGGAAAUGUUGAUUUGGACACUAAAGCUAAGAUGUUGGAAGAGAAAUACACAAUUCUUUCUAAAGGUUUAAUGAGAGGGCUGCACCUUGACUUCUUUGCUUACAACAUAGAGACCUUAAUCAGGGAGGAUAUAUAUAGGGUUAUCCUUAGUGGAAUGAUCCAAGGAUGGAAUAAUGAUCUAGAAUCUUAUAGCAUCGAAAGGCUUCUUAAAGAAGAGAUUGAUUGCAUUGUACUCAGUGAGGUAAUCAGAGAUAUGAUACAUGUUGAGUAUCUAACUUUGAUGAAAUGCCCAGAUGGAGACAUGCCAUUUGGUAACAAUUUGUCUCAGACUUCUAUGAUCAGGGAAAGUAUGGAAACCAUGCAAAAAGUGGAAUCACUAUCAAAUGAUUUUAAGUUGGAGGAAGGUUUAGAGUUUAAUUGUAAUUCAGAACCAGUGGAAUCUUAUAUCAUCAAGAGGCUUCUCAAGGAAGAGAUUGAUUGUAUUGUAUUCAGUGAAGUAAUCAAAGAUAUGAUAUGUGUUAAGAAUUUAACUUUAAUGAAAUGCCCAAAGGGAGACAUGCCAUUUGGUAAAAAUUUGUCUGAGACUUCUACAAUCAGUGAAGGUAUGGAAAAUAUGCAAGAAGCAGAAUCACGAUCAAAUGAUUUUAAAGUGGAGGAAGGUUUUGAUUUUAAUUGUAAUUUAGAACUGGUGGAACCUCAUAUUCACCUUGACCUUGAUGGGUAUAAAAUUGAAGCAUCAAAUUCACUAAAUAUGCAACAUACUGAAUUGUUGGCCGAGAAGGAUGAUGCUUUUAAGCCAGUUGACGGAAAUUUUGAAGUGCACCACUUUAUUUCUAGUAGGAUGCAUCUAAGUAAAUCGGUUCCAUGUUUAUUACCUCUUGACAAUAGGGAUGUGGCACAUGAUCGGGUAACUUCAGCAAGUGGCAUGAUACAUAAUGGUCACCACACCACAUGCUCACCUACAGGAUUUACAGGAAAGAGUUGGAGCGAGAUGCAGCUCAUUCUGAUGCCUCUUGCAAAGUUUUCACAAGAAAUCUUGGAUUUUGAGUUUAUGGUGUUUGACAAAAUAAAAGUAAAUAUUUCAAGGUUGGGAUAUCUGAAUAGUCUGUUGAAUCCUCUCAUUGAGCAAGCAAUCUCAAUUAAGAGAAAAGAAUUGCUCUAUCAUAAGGCUUUUACAAGGCGAUGUUAUGACCUCCAAACAGCUGAAGCAGAGGUGGAUCUGCUUGGGGAUGAGGUGGAUGUACUUCUUGGCCUUAUUCAGAAGAUAUACAUAUCACUGGACCAUUAUUCACCAGUUUUGCAACAUUAUUUUGGGUAUUUUCCAUCUUCUUCAUCGCAACUUCUACUCAUAUUUAGAUCUUCCCUCCUCAAGUCACUCACAAGUUCUCGGAAUGGAAAGAUUUGAGGAAGGAAAAAAGCAUAUUGGAAAUGUUUAUGACUUAGUUGUGGAAGAUGCUAAAGAACCUAACGAAGCAUUUGAAGACUUGCUUGAAAAAGUGAAAGAAGAUCUGAAGGAGUUUUAGGACUUCAUCUUUGAAGAUCUGCCAGAUGGACUGCUUCGUAUUACAAAUACUCAUCAUGCCAUCAAUUUGAUCCUGAUGCUUCCCUCAGAACAUGAUGAGAUAAUGUGAUAGUUGUUGGCUUGGUUGAAGGGUCAUGUUCAGGAAUUUAUGUCCUUGUGGCUUACCU
Elaeis guineensis (African oil palm) is the source of this 3561-nucleotide messenger RNA. RefSeq lists its product as uncharacterized. The record is from RefSeq and is a predicted model, not a curated record. Lineage: Eukaryota; Viridiplantae; Streptophyta; Magnoliopsida; Arecales; Arecaceae.